AUGCCGGACCUGGACGACGAGUUUGCACGCUUUGAAGCAGAGAUUCAGUCACUAGAGAAGCAAGUAAAGCCUAUAGACGAUACACAACAUGAAGAAAAGAAUCUUAAUAACGAUACAGAAUUAUUUUUGAAGAAAAGCAAGACUGAAGAAGGUGGAGUGACACCUUUACGAAAACGUGUGGGUGUAAUGGCGAAACCCAAGAUUUAUAUGGCUCCACCACGUCCUGCACCAGUUAAAAAAGUCAUGUCAACUGAACUACUAGAUGGAAAAUGUGCAGAAGAAUCUGAUGGACGUCCAAGAAUGCUCAAUACGCUAGAAGACGUGGCAGCACAUCGAGGAGCUCUCAGUGGUUUUCCAGUAGGUACAACGGGGGAAGAUGCAGCAAUUGUUGCUUCCAAUGCAUCAGGGGCAGCGUCUGUGGCGGGCUAUCGACCAAUUCUUCCCCGUGUAGAUAUGGACACAGGACACGUGCUGUCGAUAGAGGAGCAGGAGAUGAUGAAUAGGCAGCAGAGUGUCUACGAGUACGACCCCAAGAGAACGGCAGCAAGUAUUGCGGCAGGAUCACAAGGAAAAGAUGGAGUAGGAUACGGAAAAGGAGCUGGUAGAAAACAGAAGCGGCAUUUACGGCUUGCUGGUGGCCAAGUGUGGGAAGAUCAAACGCUUGAAGACUGGCCUGACAACGACUUUCGUCUCUUUUGUGGAGAUCUCGGCAAUGAAGUAAGUGACGAGCUUCUUGCCCACAGCUUUGCCAAGUACGCAUCGUUUCAACGUGCACGUGUCGUGCGGGAUAAGCUGACGCACAAGUCGCGUGGAUACGGCUUCGUUAGCUUCACUGACCCUUUUGACUGCGCAAAGGCCCUACGUGAAAUGAACGGAAAGUAUAUUGGAAACCGACCUGUGAAAUUAAGUAAAAGCAAGUGGCAGGAACGCAACAUUGACGUUGCCAAGAAGAAGAUGCGCAAGCGCAAGCGUGAUAAGCACCAUCUAUUUAACUGA
Peronospora belbahrii is the source of this 996-nucleotide messenger RNA. Lineage: Eukaryota; Oomycota; Peronosporomycetes; Peronosporales; Peronosporaceae. The record is from the annotation of a GenBank genome assembly.